Epinephelus fuscoguttatus (brown-marbled grouper) is the source of this 4026-nucleotide messenger RNA. RefSeq names its product VPS11 core subunit of CORVET and HOPS complexes (gene vps11). Gene Ontology annotation, molecular function: protein-macromolecule adaptor activity; protein binding. The coding region runs from base 892 to 3672 and encodes 926 amino acids. The transcript has 16 exons. The record is from RefSeq and is a predicted model, not a curated record. Gene Ontology annotation, biological process: vacuole organization; endosome organization; organelle fusion. Gene Ontology annotation, cellular component: endosome; HOPS complex. NCBI's taxonomy places the organism in Eukaryota, Metazoa, Chordata, Actinopteri, Perciformes, Serranidae.
CCACUGGAUGCUCUGGUGGUCUUUGUGUAACUAUUGCGAUAACUAUAAAAGGUUAAAGAGUUCAAGGUCAGACACAGAAGAGGAGGUGAUGAGAAGCCUACAUAAAGAAUCCAAUCAUACCAGACGUAUAACACAGUAGGUGCGUAAUGACAUUAAAAGGGCGAAGUAAACCUAAAAAAGUUAGACUGUUGGCAGGAGCCUGUACUGGUCUUUCAAUCUUUCUCAAGGAAACCCAGAAAACUCUAUUAAAUCAGGACUUGGAGCCUGGAUUUUGGAAACGUUCAAGUCACGAGUCAAAGACCCCUCCACUGUCCUCCUUUCUACCUAAAAACAUAGAUAACAGUCUGCUAUACAUAAUAUUAUAUUUUUAUUUUUGUGCAGUAAUUAAAUUGAAGACAGAGAUCUAAAUGCAGUUUCAAACCUUUCUUAACACUGCUAGGGAUUAAAUUCUGAUGCUGAAUCUUCUACCCUUUUAUCCAACCGUUGUCCUUACUCAUCUUUCACUAAGCAACCAUACAAUACCACAAGGGUAAAAAGCAUUAUCAAAAGAAAUUUUGUAUCUUGUUUGGUUUCCAUCACACUUUUACUUAAUAUUUGAACCAUGGACACUUUUACAUUAUUGACAUUUAUUUACAUUUAGCAAAUCUGUGCUGUGCAAUCUCAAGUCAAAAGAAGGUUAUUUCCUGUAUAAUGCUAUGUAUUUAAAUUGUGGGAAUAUGUGUUGACAAGCUGAGGUAAGUAGAGAGACAAAAUGCUAAUACAUUAGGGCUACAUGUCUAUGGCUACAUGUAUGAGACGCAUGGGUCUGUCGCAGUUGCUACCGGUUAGCCCACGUGACCUCUGUGUCACAUGACAACGCCCUGCUGAAGCUACUUUGCUAACGCUAACAAAAUGGCAGCGUUCUUACAGUGGAGGAAAUUUGUCUUCUUUGAUAAAGACACGGUGAAGGAUCCUGUGGAUAAUGGGAAAAACUUUGCUGUCCCAAGCGGAAUAUCAGCUUGUGACUCCGGCCGGGGUCAUGUUGUUCUGGGAGAUAUGGACGGCAAGAUCUGGCUUAUGACACGCUCCCUGCAGCUGACGUCUUUUCAGGCCUACAAGUUGCGGGUAACUCAUCUCUACCAGCUGAAGCAGCACAGCAUUCUUGUGUCAGUGGGGCAGGAUGAACAUGGAAUAAACCCUCUAGUAAAGGUGUGGAACCUUGACAAGAGGGACAGUGGAAAUCCUCUGUGCACUAGGAUUUUCCCCGCAAUUCCUGGCAACAAACCGACUGAAGUGUCUUGUCUCGGUGUACAUGAAAACCUCAACUUCAUGGCUAUUGGUUUCACAGAUGGCAGUGUGGUUUUGACCAAAGGUGACAUCACCAGAGAUCGUCACAGUAAAACUCUGACUCUGCAUGAGGGAACCAGCCCAGUCACAGGCCUUGCUUUCCGCCAAGUGGCAAAGGUCACACAUUUGUUUGUUGCCACUCUGGAGAAAGUCCAUUGCUACACCCUGUCCAUCAAGGAGUAUCCUAAAGUAGAGCUGGAUACACAUGGCUGUGCAUUGCGCUGCUCCUCCCUGGCAGAUCCCUCCCAGGACUCCCAGUUCAUUGUGGCUGGUGAUGAAUGCGUGUACCUGUACCAGCCUGAUGAACGAGGGCCCUGCUUUGCCUUCGAUGGACACAAGCUGUUGGCCCACUGGCACCGUGGAUAUCUGUUUUUACUCGUCAGAGACGCAAAGUCUCCCAACAAGACAGAGUUUGGCAGCAGGGAGAGCUCUCCAUCAGACAAACAGCUUCUGACCAUCUAUGACCUGGACAACAAGUUCAUCGCCUACAGUGCCUCGUUUGAUGAUGUCAUCGAUGUGGUGGCAGAGUGGGGCUCCUUCUAUAUCCUGACCAGAGAUGGAAACAUGUUUGUUCUGCAGGAGAAAGACACGCAGACCAAACUGGAGAUGCUGUUUAAGAAGAACCUGUUUGUGAUGGCCAUAAACCUGGCUAAGAGCCAGCACCUGGACAGUGACGGACUGUCGGAGAUCUUCAGACAGUACGGUGAUCACCUUUAUCUCAAGGGAGACCAUGACGGUGCCAUCCAGCAGUACAUUCGCACCAUUGGGAAACUGGAGCCAUCGUAUGUCAUCAGGAAAUUCUUGGAUGCGCAGAGGAUCCAUAACCUGACCGCCUAUCUGCAAGCCCUGCACAGGCAGUCACUAGCCAAUGCAGACCACACCACUCUGCUACUGAACUGUUACACGAAGCUGAAGGACAGCUCCAAGCUGGAAGAGUUCAUUAAGAGCAGUGAAGGUGAGGUCCACUUUGAUGUUGAGAUCGCCAUCAAGGUUCUUCGGCAGGCUGGCUACCACAGCCAUGCUGUUUUCUUAGCUGAGAAACACAUGCACCAUGAAUGGUACCUGAAGAUCCAGCUGGAAGACCUCAAGAACUAUCAGGAAGGGCUGCGUUACAUCGGGCGUCUGCCUUUUGAACAAGCAGAGAGCAACAUGAAGCGCUACGGCAAAACACUGAUGCACCAUGUUCCUGAAGGCACCACGCUGCUCCUGAAGGGUUUAUGCACCAACUACCAACCCAGUGGAGACACUGCUGAAAAAGAGAGCCUGGAUAGGGGUCGGGCCAACAAGGCCAACUCUGAAGAAUUCAUCCCAAUUUUUGCCAACAACCCCCGUGAACUGAAAGCCUUCCUGGAGCACAUGAUCGAGGUGGAGCCCCGUUCUCCCCAGGGUGUCUAUGACACACUGCUGGAGCUCCGGCUACAAGACUGGGCACACGAACAAGACCCUGCGAGAAAAAAGGUCCUGCAGGAGGAAGCUGUGUCACUGCUGAGGAGCGAUAACACUGUGUUUGAUAAGGCCCUGGUUCUCUGCCAGAUGCACAACUUCAAAGAAGGCGUCCUCUACCUUUAUGAGAAGGGCAAACUGUACCAGCAGAUUAUGCACUACCACAUGCAGAACGAAGAGUAUGGGAAAGUGGUGGAGGCCUGCAAGCGCUAUGGGGACCAGGAGGGUUGCCUUUGGGAGCAGGCGUUGGGAUACUUUGCCAGAAAGGAAGAGGACUGCAAGGCCUACAUCAGUGAGGUCCUCCAACACAUUGACCAAAACAACCUGAUGCCUCCAUUACUUGUGGUGCAAACCCUGGCGCACAACUCGACGGCCACUCUCUCUGUCAUCAAGGACUACCUCAUCAACAAGCUGCAGAGGGAGAGCCAGCAGAUAGAAGAUGAUGAAUGCAAAAUCCGCCUGUAUCGUGAAGAAACGGCUCACCUCCGCUCCGAGAUCCAGGAGCUCAAAACCAGUGCUAAGAUAUUCCAGAAGACCAAGUGUAACAUGUGCAACAGCCCCCUGGAGCUGCCAUCGGUUCAUUUCCUGUGCAGCCACUCCUUCCACCAACACUGCUUCGAAAGCUACGCUGAGAGUGAGGCUGAGUGUCCAACUUGCACUCCUGAGAACCGCAAAGUCAUGGACAUGCUGCGUGCUCAGGACCAGAAACGCGACCUGCAUGAUCACUUCAACAGACAGUUACGCAGCUCAAAUGAUGGGUUCUCUGUCGUGGCUGACUAUUUCGGUCGAGGAGUGUUUAACAAACUGACUCUGGUCACUGACCCACCGGGCAGCAAAACAGUUGGGAGUCUGGAAGUCAACCUGCAGAGAGACCUUCUCAUUCACACCAAGAGAAACUGCUAAACCCCCCCCAGCCUUCACAUCAGCGCAGGCUGUCAGCCACAUGCUCUGCUGCACAGGAUGCCACUUUAUUUAGCAGUGAAUGCAGAUGCCUGCUUUUAGUGAUGGACCUAUUUGCAUAAUUGUGUUCCUAGUGAUGAUUCACUAGGGACUGUAUAAAUGUAUUUUAGUUUAAAACGUGUAAUACUGUGUCUUAAAACCUUUGCUGAAUUACACAUUGGAGAAUUGUGCUUCAAUGUGUUUGCUUGUACUAAUGAGUAAUCUUGCACAUAACACAAAUAGUUCAACCACCUGUCAUUAAUGAAAUUAUUUGUUGUCUGUCACGCUAACUUGAAGAUUAAAAUGUGAAUGAAGUCA